GUUUUCUAAAAACAAAAGCAAUUAAAGUCUCCCAUCAACUAAUGAAAAACAAACUAGACUUCAUUACAUGCAUCUCAACAACCUUGCCAUAAUCCCAUGAAGUCUUGAACCAUUGUUUCCUUAUAAAUACCAGCACUUCAUGCAUAAAUCAGCCAAACAUCCUACGCUCGUUUUGAUCAGCUUUCACUUAUAAGAAAAAUAUGGUCUCAUUUCCCACUGGUGUGAAAGAGCCGGAAUAUGGUAAAAUACUGCUUUCAGAUGUAGUUGUUACAAGGAAGAGAAACCUCUUCUGGGGACGUAAAUGGAGGACCCUCGAUGUUAAAAUGGCUGUUGGAAUCUUAUCAAUUCACAUACUUGCGCUGUUUGCCCCAUUUACAUUCACUUGGGAUGCUUUUUGGACUGCAUUUUUAAUGUAUGUGUUGUGUGGGAUUUUUGGUGUAACUCUCUCGUAUCAUCGUAAUCUAGCACACCAUAGUUUCAAGCUGCCUAAGUGGCUUGAAUACAUCUUUGCUUAUUUCGGAGUCCUAUCUUUCCAGAGGGAUCCAAUAUUUUGGGUGAGCAUUCAUCGAUAUCACCAUCAAUACGUUGAAUCCGAGAAAGACCCACACUCUCCCACCUUUGGGUUUUGGUUUAGUCAUAUGGGUUGGCUAUUUGACAGCGGCUACAUAAUUGAAAAGUAUCAAGAACGUAAGAAUGUAGAAGAUUUAAAGAGUCAAGCGUAUUAUAAGUUCAUUCAACGAACUUAUGUAUUGCAUAUAUCCACAUAUGCGGCCCUUGUUUAUGCUUUUGGUGGAUUUACCUAUCUUGUUUGGCUUGUGGGUGUCGUACCAACGUGGGGUUAUCACGUGACAUUUCUAGUGAACUCAGCUUGUCACAUAUGGGGGAAUCAAACUUGGGACACUGGUGAUCUUUCAAAGAAUAACUGGUGGGUGGCAUUGGUUACUUUUGGAGAAGGAUGGCAUAACAAUCAUCAUGCAUUUGAAUAUUCAGCUCGACAUGGGCUAGAAUGGUGGCAAAUUGAUUUCUGUUGGUAUAUGAUAAGGUUUCUUGAAGCAUUAGGAUUGGCAACCAAUGUUAAACUGCCGAGUGAAGCUCACAAACUAAAGAAAUCGUUCACUUCUGUUAAGAAGCUCAAGUGA
Messenger RNA from Lactuca saligna, 1139 nucleotides. Lineage: Eukaryota; Viridiplantae; Streptophyta; Magnoliopsida; Asterales; Asteraceae. The record is from the annotation of a GenBank genome assembly.